Penicillium maclennaniae is the source of this 1065-nucleotide messenger RNA. Its product is annotated as isopenicillin N synthase family dioxygenase. The transcript is spliced from 2 exons. Gene Ontology annotation, molecular function: dioxygenase activity. NCBI's taxonomy places the organism in Eukaryota, Fungi, Ascomycota, Eurotiomycetes, Eurotiales, Aspergillaceae. The record is from RefSeq and is a predicted model, not a curated record. Bases 1 to 1065 code for a protein of 354 amino acids.
AUGGACCCAGCUCCGCAAACCAAUAUCUCUGUCGUCGACUUUGCCGAGUGGAAACGGGGCGGGUCUGGUCGCCGGCGAGUAGCGCAGAAUAUCGUCGCCGCUUGUAGAGAGGUGGGGUUCGUCUACAUCGUCAACCACUCGCUGUCCGCACCGUUGCUUGAUGAGGCUUUCGACUGGUCCCAUCGAUUCUUCGAUCUGCCACAAGACGAGAAGCUCAAAGCACCUCAUCCAGAGGGAUGGGCUAUUCACAGAGGUUACUCCUGGCCCGGUUUGGAGAAGGUGUCGCAGGCGAUCAGCCAGGACAAUGACCAGGAGCGGGCCGGAGAGCUGAGAGAGGUUCCCGAUGUCAAGGAAAGCUAUGACAUUGGGAGCGAGGACAAUUCCUCGCAGCCAAAUCAAUGGAUCUCUGAGGAGUCUCUACCAGGGUUCCGUGCUUUCAUGAAUCGAUUCUACUGGGAGUGCUUUCGUGUAGGAGGUGAGAUCCUACAGGCCCUUGCCAUUGGCCUGGAUCUGGAUGAGAACCAUCUCUUGUUGAAACACUCUGGAAAUAACAACCAGCUACGUCUCUUACAUUACCCAUCUAUCCCAGCAGAAGCACUGGAGAGGCACCGAGCAGCGAGAUGUCCAGCUCAUACCGACUGGAGCUCAAUCACCCUCCUCUUCCAGGAUGACUGUGGCGGCCUGGAAGUUGAGGACGUCAACAAACCAGGUAGCUUUAUCCCAGCAACUCCGAUCAAGAAUGCAAUUGUCAUGAACGUAGGAGAUCUUCUGCAGAGAUGGAGCAAUAGUCUGUGGCCCGAGCCCUGUUCGAGCGUAGUUUGUUCUGACAGUUGCAGAUCAUCUCCGUUCUACAAGCCAUCGAGUCACUCUCCCCCACUAUCCAAUAGGUUUGAAGGAGAGCAGCGAAUCACUCGUGAACGAUAUUCGAUUCCCUACUUCCUCGCACCCGACCCGGAUUCUGUGAUCGAGUGCAUUCCGUCCUGCAUGGGAGUUGAUGAGCCGGCCAAGUACGAGCCGAUCACGCAGGCUGGAUACAAUAAGAUGCGUGCCUCUAUGCAGUACUAG